Messenger RNA from Ascochyta rabiei, 726 nucleotides. RefSeq lists its product as uncharacterized. The transcript has a single exon. Lineage: Eukaryota; Fungi; Ascomycota; Dothideomycetes; Pleosporales; Didymellaceae. The coding region runs from base 1 to 726 and encodes 241 amino acids. Gene Ontology annotation, biological process: carbohydrate metabolic process. The record is from RefSeq and is a predicted model, not a curated record.
AUGUGGGAUACAUACAUCGCUGGCGAGUUUAGAGGUGCUAACGAGGUGUUCUCAGAGAUCUACGGCUUGACGGGCGAUAAGAAGCACCUAGAAACAGCCAAGGCUUUCGACAACCGCGAAUCUUUAUUUGGUGCGGCUGUUGCGGACCAGGACAUACUAGUCGUGACUCCGCAGAACAAGCCAGGUCGGCGUUGUGCCGAGCGCCUGCAUGCCAACACACACGUCCCGCAGUUUCUCAGUUACCUCCAAGUUUACGAGUAUGGCGGAGCAGGCGAGUAUCUUACUGCGGCGAAGAGUUUCUUCAGCUGGAUAGUGCCACACCGCGAGUUUGCCAGCGGCGGUAUAGGCGGUAAUUACCCUGGUGCGAAGCCCAAUCCUGAAUUAUUCCAGAAUCGGGACAAUAUUGCAAACGCCAUUGCCGACGACAGCGCAGAGACCUGCACGACCUACAACACCCUCAAGCUUGCAAGGAACUUGUUCCUCUACGAACAGAACGCCACAUACAUGGACCACUAUGAGCACAGCCUGUUUAACAUAAUUACAGGCUCGCGAGCCGACACCGAUGAUACCUCUGACCCUCAAUUGACCUACUUCCAGCCCCUCUCCCCAGGCUCUGAGCGCGAGUAUGAUAACACUGGGACCUGCUGCAGCGGAACUGGCAUAGAGAGUCACACCAAGUAUCAGGAGACAGUCUUCCUACGCUCUGCGGAUGCAUCGUCACUUUAG